GAGCGCCGCGCGGGCGGGCGGGCUCGGGCCGAGCUGGGGCUCCCCGCCGUCCACAUGAACGGGUUGUAGGGCAGCCGCCGCUGCCAUCGCCCUUUGCCUGACGGAAGGUGGGGCGGGGGCGUUUUGUGGGGAUAUUUUUUUUUCUUACAGUAUAUUUUUCUACGCUUUGCUAUUAAAAAAAAAAAAAACAAAAAAAUCAACCAACCAUGGUGCUGGGGAAGGUGAAGAGUUUGACAAUAAGCUUUGACUGUCUGAAUGACAGCAAUGUCCCUGUCUACUCCAGCGGGGACACGGUCUCAGGAAGGGUCAAUUUAGAAGUAACCGGGGAAAUCAGAGUGAAAUCUCUUAAAAUUCACGCGAGGGGACACGCGAAAGUGCGUUGGACUGAAUCGAGAAAUGCUGGAUCCAACACUGCCUACACACAGAACUACACUGAAGAAGUGGAGUAUUUCAAUCAUAAGGACGUCCUGGUCGGCCACGAGAGAGAUGAUGACAAUUCAGAAGAAAGUCUUCACACCAUCCAUUCGGGAAGGCAUGAAUAUGCGUUCAGCUUCGAGCUUCCACAGACACCACUUGCUACCUCAUUCGAAGGCAGACAUGGCAGUGUGCGCUAUUGGGUGAAAGCCGAAUUGCAUAGGCCUUGGUUUCUACCAGUAAAAUUAAAGAAGGAAUUUACAGUCUUUGAACAUAUAGAUAUCAACACUCCUUCAUUACUGUCACCCCAAGCAGGCACAAAAGAAAAGACUCUCUGUUGUUGGUUUUGUACCUCAGGCCCAAUAUCCUUAAGUGCCAAAAUUGAAAGGAAGGGCUACACCCCAGGUGAAUCAAUUCAGAUCUUUGCUGAGAUUGAGAACUGCUCUUCCCGUGUGGUGGUGCCAAAGGCAGCCAUUUACCAAACGCAGGCAUUUUAUGCCAAAGGGAAAAUGAAGGAAGUCAAGCAGCUUAUUGCCAACCUGCGUGGGGAAUCCUUGUCAUCUGGCAAAACAGAAACCUGGAAUGGCAAACAGUUGAAAAUCCCACCUGUUUCCCCAUCAAUCCUUGACUGUAGUAUAAUCCGUGUGGAGUAUUCACUGAUGGUAUAUGUUGAUAUUCCAGGUGCCAUGGAUUUAUUCCUUAAUUUACCAUUGGUCAUUGGUACCAUUCCUCUACACCCAUUUGGUAGCAGAACAUCAAGUGUCAGCAGCCAGUGUAGCAUGAACAUGAAUUGGCUUGGCCUGACACUGCCUGAAAGACCAGAAGCACCUCCUAGCUAUGCAGAAGUGGUCACAGAGGAGCAAAGACAGUCCAGCCUUGCACCCAUUGGUGCUUGUGAUGACUUUGAGAGAGCGCUUCCAGGACCAUUGUUUGCAUACAUCCAGGAGUUCCGUUUUCUGCCUCCACCCCUCUACUCAGAAAUUGAUCCAAACCCAGAUCAGCCCACAGAUGACAGACCAUCUUGCCCCUCUCGCUGAAGAAAUCUGUAACAAGCUGAUUUGAUUUGGGUUUUGAAUCAUACCUGCUGUGUUGAAGGUCAAGGCAUCAAGGUGGAGACACGCUUUGGAAGGAAGUGGUUUUGCUCUUUGCCUGUAUGGUGAAUAAAUGAAAACAACCUGUGAUCAUGCUUUCAAGCCUACAGUAAUGUUGUAGGACUGCUCCACAUGCUUGAAGACCUGAGCUUAUGUUCCCCUUCUUCCCCGUUUAAAUACUGGCACAUAAUAGGAGCAGCCUUACUAACCUGCAGUCAUGUGUGUCAAAACACUCAAACCACGUUUUAAGAGAGGGAUGGCUUCCUCUUCUGGUUUGGAAAUUUGCACAUGCUCAUUGCUUAUGUUGUGCGGUUCAGUGUCACUACAGCUUUUUCUCAUGUAUGCUGGACUGUUGUUACCCCCCCCUUUCUUGUUUGUGGUCCGCACAAUAAGGAGCAAAAGAAAGCUUUUUGACAAAACAGCAACAGCAACAGACUUUGACAAAUGCACUGACUUUUCUUUUUUUUUAUUUAAUGUAGCCUGGACUUUACCUGCAUAUGCACAUGCUCAGAAUUGUCCUAGUAGGCUGAUCAUGUAUCACCUCUUCAGCUUGGAUCCAAUUGUGGAUUUAUUUACAAACAUCAAAUGCCUUCAAGCCAAUCUUUCUUGCUGUAUGUUUUGCAGCCUACUGUAGUAGAUAAGCAACAGAUGUGGGGCUGGGGUGGGGGAUGGAGAGUUCAUAGAAAGAAACUAAUAGACUUCAUCAAGAUUGUAUACCUUCUUGAUUUCUUUUAAGAAUUUGUUGCCUUUCUACUAUAACCGCAAAGCAGCAUUUUGUUACAGACUGCCUAAAAAUCACUUAAUCUCAGGUGAACUCAUCACUUGCCAAACUGUUGGAAUGCUAUUUGUUUUGUUAUGUUGCACUGUUGAGUGGACUUUUUUUGUUUAGUGUUUGUGUUUUGGUUUUUUUUGUUCUUUAUUUGAGAGGGGGAUGGGGCAUAGGGACAUACACAAAAGUUACAAAACCCACCCUCAUUACCACUUCCUUCUACAUUUAAAAAAAUUUAUUAAGUUCUGAAGCUUUAAAAAGGGGGGAAAAAAGGCACAAAUGAAAGCAACACCAGCAGACACCAGCUUACCCUUAAGGAAAUAGUCAUACGCUGUCUAGCAUCUGUAGACAGAUCGGUAUCUCAAGUAGUAGGGAAGGGAAAGGAAAUUUUAUUUUUAUAUAUAGUUACCUUAUCACCAAAAAUUCUAUAUGUAAUGAGUCUCUAGUAGAAAGUAUCUUUCAAACUGCAGGAAAAGCUUGGACUAUGCUAAGAGCUCAGUUUGUGCACUUUGUAUUAUCUUCAGGGUUUAUGAUACUGUAAAAACAGUAAGACUAGAAGUUUAAUUAAACUGGGUGGGAUCAGUGUUACCAGCCAUACUUGGUUAUUAGCUAGAAUUGCUUCGAUGAUUGCAUCUUCUGUGGUACUCUCCAGAGCUUCAAAGCCAACAGAACAGCCAGUUUUACCACCUGUUCCCUGAGAAUGCCGUACAUUAAUGUGAAGAGCGCUCGUCCUUGCGCUUGCCUCAAGGAAGGGAGGAGUACAGUCGAGCUGUUAGAUGUGCUAACAUGACGGUGUUGGAGGUUGACAGCCAAUGGUCGCUUUCCUUCUCAGAAAUAAUGUUCUAAAACAUUUUGACAAAGGGACACAGGUCUGGUGUUGAUGACUUAAGAUGUAAUCUCUCAAGUAUCUUAUUUCCUUGUGCAAUAAAACGGCUCGAAAGGGAGCGGGGAAGCUGGUGUUGCUGCGUGGUGCUCAUUUUUAAAAACCUCUGCCUUGUUUUUAAGGCUUCAUAAAUGCGACAGAAUAGGCUUUUUCCAUAAGUGGCCUUUAUGAGAACAUGAAGGAUAAUUCAUGUUUUGAAAAAUGACAACAGGGUGAUAAACCACACGAGUCGCGUUUUAAGUGAUUCAAUUAAAGUCUUGAGCUUCUAGCAGAAGUAUUGGAUGAGCAGGAAAUUGGGUGAAGUCGCAUGUUACUAGGCUGAUUUUUGUGAAUGUCCCUUCCCUCUACCCUCUCCAACCAGACAAUUUUAAAAGCUGAUGGGAUUGUUGGCAUAAAAGGGCAUUUGGUGGUUUUACUUUUUUUUCCUUUUUUGUUACUUUUAACAGACUAGGGAACAAUUGCUGAUAGGCAUAGCAUUAAAGUACUUAUCACAAUAUAAUGGGAAAUCGCAUAUGAAGCAGGAUUGACCAAUAUCAUAGUAACUGAUGUGGCGUCACAGCCUUAGUGAUCAGAGUGAAAAAUUCUGCACCCUUCUCAAAUAAGGACUCUCAGUUGAAAUCAUGUUGUUAGUUGUUUGGAGGCAUUGCUCUUCCACAAGUAUUGAUAGUUCUCAGCAUUAUGAAACAUGAAGUUCACAGUUGUAGCCCAAUAUUUGAUAGAGAAUUCUGAUCCGGUUUAGGAAAAAGUAAGUAAAAUCCAAACAUUAGAGAAACAAAGUGCAAUAUUAAAUGUUUGCUUUAUAGAGUAUAUUCUAUGGCUGUUUGUACUUUUUUUUGUUUUAGUUUUGGUGCUGAAUAUGUCCUUGUAGACUCUGUUUCAAGAAAACAAUAUGUGGAAAACAAUUUAAUUUUUCCUAUUGCUCUUCC
Messenger RNA from Colius striatus (speckled mousebird), 4083 nucleotides. It is a transcript of the gene ARRDC3, whose product is annotated as arrestin domain containing 3. Gene Ontology annotation, biological process: protein transport. The record is from RefSeq and is a predicted model, not a curated record. NCBI's taxonomy places the organism in Eukaryota, Metazoa, Chordata, Aves, Coliiformes, Coliidae. The transcript is spliced from 8 exons. Gene Ontology annotation, cellular component: cytoplasm. The coding region runs from base 207 to 1451 and encodes 414 amino acids.